GCUGCUUCCACAGACACUAAUGUGCAGAGCACCUCAGUAUACAUGUACAGCAGCUGUUGCACUUCAUUGCAGACUACAGCUGCAGACUGAAACCUGGCAUGUAUGUUUGUAAUUAUAUUUAUGCUUCUUAAAAAUCUGUUCAAAUGGACAGGCAGGUGAGCCUAAGCAGGACGGAAAUGUUCUCUUUCCUCAACCCUUGGAUCCGGUACUUCCUGUUCUUCUUCAGCUUUUUAUUCUGGGUGUUUUCUCUUCUUAUCGUAGCCAUUGGGGUGUAUGCUAAAGCUCAGAAAGCGACAGACACCGUGCGGGACUCGUUCCUAAUUGACCCGGCUGUGAUCCUCAUAGUGGUGGGAGUUGUCAUGUUCUUCAUCACCUUCUGUGGAUGCAUUGGAGCUCUGCGGGAGAACAUCCGCCUUCUUAAGAUUUUCUCGUUUAGUCUGACGCUGGUCUUUCUUACCCAAAUGGCCAUUGCAAUCCUGGGCUUCUUCUACUCUGAGCAGACACGAGAUGCUCUGGGGGAAUUCGUGAAGAAAGCCAUUGUGCAUUAUCGAGACGACCUGGACCUGCAAAACCUGAUGGAUUACAUCCAGAAAGAGUUUAAGUGCUGCGGCUGGACUAACUACACCGACUGGUCCUGGAACCCAUACUUUAACUGCAGCUCGUCAAACCCCAGCAAUGAGAGAUGUUCUGUGCCGUUCUCCUGCUGCACACCUCUGCCUAGAGAGACUGUGAUCAACAGCAUGUGUGGCUUCGGGAUUCAGACGCAGAACCACCUCAAUGCCACCAAAUCCAUUUAUUCGGUGGGCUGUGCAGACAGAGCUGUUAUCUGGAUCGAAUCUCACCUGCUGUUAUUUGGGGCUCUGACUCUGGGUCUCGCUUUACCACAGAUCGCAGGCAUCGUCCUGUCUCAGAUCCUCAUUUCUGAGAUCCGAUCCGUCAUGUAGAGCGGCAGACGAUCACCCGCAGAGCCAGGCAAACUGGUGCUUUCAUUCUGCAGCGACUGCCCCUUCCAUUUCCCUCUGCCUCGGAGCCAGCUCUUAUUUAUUUUCUAUCUCGCUUUCUGCUAUUAGAUUUAAUAAAAAAGAAAAAAGUUUGUUUGUAAAGCAUGUGAGGUUGUUUGUUAUUUCCUCAUUACUAAUUCCCAAAGUCUGGAGGCACACUUGUAAGUUCAUUUUAGUGCACACAGCUUUAAAUAAUCAUGGUUAUUGGUUGCAAGACUGGAAAGGAGAAAACACUGCUCGGACUUGUGUAAUGCAAAAUAGACACUCGCUUUAUUUUUAUCUUGCAAUUUUGCAACCGGAUAAACAGUUAGAUGCUAUUAGAGAUGUGAGUGUUGAGAUCUUCACUGUUAAAAAUAGCUGUUAUUUAACAGUUUUGUGAUUCACAAGUGUAUUCCGUUUAUAUACAGUUGUGCAUUGCAUUAUGGGAUGUUGAUUUCUGCUAUGUCGACUUUUGAUGUUGAAAAUUCAAUGCUACAGUUUAACAAAGUGACUUUUAUUCGCCCUUGUGUAUUACUCCGCACACACUAGGACUAAAGAGGGAACACACUAGGACUUGUUUAGAUUUCAACUAUGCAGGUUAUUUAUAAGGAUAGUACCUAUUUUUAAAUAUUUAUAAUUUUAGAGAUUCAGCGCGUUGGUUGCCAUCAGCCUGUUAUAUUAAGCAGAGCAAAUGUAACCCCGCUAGUCCUAUGCCUCCCUACCCGCUCCGAGCUGGUAACGAACUGGCAACCUACCGCAUGGGAGUCGGUUGCUCUACCAAGGAGGCUAAAGAUCAUGGCCUUUAGGGUCUGUCACUAGAGCAACUUUAGAGGUCAGAGGAGUGAGGUUUACCUGCACAGCACUUACUAGCUGGCCUCCGUUACACUCACCCCCCUGAACCUCACUCUUAUCCGGGUCAUGGCACCAGCAUAACCCCGCUGGACCUACGCCAUCCAACCUGCUCCAAGCUGGUAUCAAACCGUCGACCUUCUGCAUACAGUAGGAGUCAGUUGCUCUACCAAGAGGGCUAAAGACCAUGGCCUCUAGCAACUGUUGCCAGAGCACCUUUAGAGGUCAGAGGAGUGAGGUUUACCUGCACAGCACUUGCUGGCUGGCCUCUGUUACACAAGACGGUUGACAUUUCGCCACAAGAAGGCGACAGAGACCACAUAAUAAGUCCUUAGGGGAGAAAAUUUCAGUGUAAGUUUCAAACUACAGCUGAUCAAAUCAUGAUACAACCCCUUAAGUAACAUUCUAAGUUGACCUCUCGCUUUUGUAUGUUGUAGUGCUGUAUUUGUACCAUAGUUAUCUAGUAGUGUUUGCUUUGGCUUUUUUAGGGUUAAUUAU
Danio rerio (zebrafish) is the source of this 2327-nucleotide messenger RNA. Lineage: Eukaryota; Metazoa; Chordata; Actinopteri; Cypriniformes; Danionidae. The record is from RefSeq and is a predicted model, not a curated record.